This is a messenger RNA of Gossypium arboreum, 1450 nucleotides long. RefSeq names its product probable inactive 2-oxoglutarate-dependent dioxygenase AOP2. Gene Ontology annotation, molecular function: dioxygenase activity. The record is from RefSeq and is a predicted model, not a curated record. The coding region runs from base 289 to 1257 and encodes 322 amino acids. The transcript has 3 exons. Lineage: Eukaryota; Viridiplantae; Streptophyta; Magnoliopsida; Malvales; Malvaceae.
UGCAAUUUUAGCUAUCGUGAGCGCGACCCAACAUCACAAUCUCCUCCUUUCUUUUCACACCACAGUAGCGUAGAAAGUUUUCUGUUACACACUGCUACCUCCUUCGUUUUCCAUGGAUCAGGCAAUUAAAACACUAAAGUGAUGUUUAUCUUCGCCUCACCACCUUUGAGAAAGAGAAAAGGCUAUAAAUAGACAAAUCCAUACGCAAAGAGAAACCAAGUUAGUUUACAAGCAGAGUUAGUUUAAGAAAACAUUUCCUUAGGAGCAUAAGAAAAAGAAGUUAAGAACAUGGCUGUUGAUGCUGAAAUUGUGUUCCCAGUCAUUGAGUUCCAUUCAUCAGAUUUAGAGCGAGGAACCGAAGGGUGGAACCGUUUGUGCAAGAGGGUUCGAGAGGCUUGUGAGACUUUCGGUUGUUUCGAGGUGGUGUAUGAAAAGAUCUCAAAGAAUGUUCGAGAGGACGUGUUCGGGUUGUUGAAAGAACUAUUUGACGUCCCAGUGGAGAGGAAACAGAAGAACACCAGUCCUAUUCCUUUCCAUGGUUGGGUUGGACCAUGUAAAGAGAUUUCUUUGUUGUAUGAAGGCUUCGGACUUGGAGAUGCCUCCAACUAUGAUUCUAUUAAAAGCUUUGCUCAAGUUAUGUGGCCUGAUGGUCACCCACACUUUUGUGACAUUAUACACACUAUGGCAACACAAAUGGAGGAGCUAAACAAGUUAAUCUGGUUAAUGAUAAUUGAUAGUUAUGAAUUAGGGAAUAGGUCACUGGAUAUGAACUACAAAACGCUGAUGCGGAUGAUGAAAUACAUACCCCCUCAACAGGGAGAGUAUGAGAGUGGGCUCUUUGCUCAUACUGAUAAACCACUCAGUACACUCAUUUGUGAGCAUCAAAUUCCAGGGCUGGAAAUUGAGGUCAAUGACGGCCAAUGGAUCAAGUUGUUUAAUUUAUCUCCUUCUUCCUUUGUAUUUGUGGUAGGAGAUACUCUCAAGGCAUGGAGUAAUGGGAGAUUAAAAGCGGUGACUCACAGAGUGAUGAUGAACGAAGGUAAAGAUCGAUAUUCUAUGUCAGCAUUCGCAGUUCCAAAUGAAAAUACCAUAAUCAAGGCACCCAAAGAACUUAUAGAUGAGCAACAUCCUCAACUUUACAAGGACUUUGAUUUUAAGGACUACUUACUUUUUGUCUACUCUGACCCAAAAAAGCGCAUCAACUCCGGCCAACAGAUUGACGCCUUUGCUGCUCUCUCACCACCAGCUUCCAAUUAAGUGCACGCCCAUAUCAACUAGUAAAAACUCGGUUUCGGUUUUAAAUUAAUGUUAGAAAUAAUAAAUUGAGUUCUGUACUCGAUAUCUGCAUUCUCGUAAUGUAUUGUGAUGUUAUAAUUUGUUAGAAUCGUGUAUGGAUUCGAUAAGAUAGAAACUUAUGGAUUCGAUAAGAUGCCUACUCAUUGAACUUGAA